Cornus florida is the source of this 1568-nucleotide messenger RNA. RefSeq names its product NADH-cytochrome b5 reductase-like protein. Gene Ontology annotation, molecular function: cytochrome-b5 reductase activity, acting on NAD(P)H. The transcript is spliced from 13 exons. NCBI's taxonomy places the organism in Eukaryota, Viridiplantae, Streptophyta, Magnoliopsida, Cornales, Cornaceae. The coding region runs from base 249 to 1232 and encodes 327 amino acids. The record is from RefSeq and is a predicted model, not a curated record.
GAUAUUGUUGUACAAACCUCUUUCAUAUAUCUACUUCUACAAUCCUACAAAAUUUAUUUUGUUUCAAAUCCUUUUUACUAAUUUCAGUUUAUUCCAAAUGUGUAAUAGAAUUUCAUUUUAACUAUUAAUUCCAAAUCCCAAAAGAAUCAGAUUCCAAACAAAACAAAAGUCUACGGAACUCUCCAGCUUAAAACCCUCGUUUCACUGUUUGGCCUAUCAGUACAACUCGCUCGCUCGCUCUCUAGAAAAUGGCUUUUUUAUUCAAAAGACUGGCCAAAGCUGCACCGAUCGCAUUCACUCACGCAUUUGGAGGCCAAACCAAGUCGGGAUUUACCAAAUUUCAAGUCCCCUUUGGAGCAAUUGCCGCAAUCUCUAGUGGAAUCUCAUAUUACUACUAUUUUUCUUCUCCCAAUUUGGUUUAUUUAGAUCAAGUCAAUGAGGAAACAGGUCGAAAAAUUGCGCUUAAUCCAGAUAAGUGGAUUGAAUUUAAGUUGCAAGAUACUGCAAAGGCCAGCCACAAUACUCAGCUAUUCAGGUUCUCAUUUGAUCCUGAGGCCAAGCUGGGUCUUGAUGUUGCCUCGUGCAUCAUUACAAGGGCUCCAUUAGGACAAGAUCCUGAAGGAAAACCAAAAUAUGUCAUUCGCCCGUAUACUCCUAUAUCAGAUCCAGAUUCUAAGGGAUUCUUUGAUUUAUUAAUUAAGGUGUAUCCAGAAGGGAAGAUGAGUCAGCAUUUUGCAAGCUUAAAACCAGGCGAUGUAUUAGAAGUGAAAGGGCCUAUUGAAAAGCUCAGAUAUUCUCCCAAUAUGAAGAAACAUAUUGGCAUGAUUGCAGGUGGCUCGGGCAUUACUCCAAUGCUUCAGAUAAUUGAUUAUAUUCUAAAGAAUCCUGACGACAACACCCAGGUCUCAUUGCUCUAUGCUAAUGUAUCCCCAGAUGACAUACUGCUUAAACAGAAACUUGACGCUCUUGCAGCUAGCCACCCAAAUUUAAAGGUAUUCUACACUGUAGAUAACCCAUCGAAGGAUUGGAGGGGAGGUACAGGUUUCAUCUCAAAGGAUAUGGCCGUGAAAGGCUUACCUGGUCCUAGUGAUGAUACUCUUAUCCUCGUAUGCGGUCCCCCUGGAAUGAUGAAAUAUAUAUCCGGUGACAAGGCCAAAGACUACUCACAAGGCGAGCUCACUGGCAUACUCAAAGAUCUCGGAUUUACAGAGGAAAUGGUUUACAAAUUUUAAUGGAGCGAGGCAGUUCAACGUCCAUAUUCUAUGUCAAAUCAAAUUUUUGUAAUAAAAUAAUUUUCGAAGGAACAAUUACAGGUAGAACUCAAAAAAAAAACACCAAGAGAGUGAAUGGGCUUAAAAAUGAUUUCCAAUUCCAGGUGACAGUUGACAAAAAAUGUAUUUUGUGAGAGCCCUUGUCUGAUGAAUGUAUGCUUCUGAAGAUCUUUGUUAAGGCUUUAAGAUGUGGUAAUACAUCUAAUAAAUUAUUCCAUCCAAUGUACUCCUCUCUACAUAUUGGAUAUAAUGGUCAAAUGGUAGAAGCAAGAGAUUGUUGGGUGUUUUGAGCAAAAA